AUGGCGCAAGAUGAUUUGAUCGCUCAAGGCAAAUCCAACUUUUUCGACUUCAUAUUCAUCGACGCGGACAAGGUGUCGUACGACGAGUACUACGAGAAGAGCCUGCAGCUCGUCAAGCGCCACGGCAUCAUCGCUGUCGACAAUGUCCUGUGGAAAUCUAAAGUGUUCAACCCGGCCAUCGACGACCCAGCCACGGAGUGCGUGCGACGGCUCAACCGCAAGCUGGCGUCCGAUGACCGCGUCGAGAUGUGCAUGCUCACCCUGAGCGACGGCGUCACUUUAGCCUUCAAAAAGUGAACGUGUGACCGCUGCCGAUUCGUACAUUACCUGCUCGGCCUUGGGUAACUGUUAUCCGCCGGUGCUUGUUUAAGCACGGCAGCUUUAAGAAGAUGGAGACUUCUAGGGAAAAACAAAACAUAGAGUGAAAAAUUUGAGAAAUAUGUCCUCGUCACUUGCAACAUUUCAGUAAAGGUCUAGACUUUUGGGCGACUA
Dermacentor albipictus is the source of this 492-nucleotide messenger RNA. NCBI's taxonomy places the organism in Eukaryota, Metazoa, Arthropoda, Arachnida, Ixodida, Ixodidae. The record is from RefSeq and is a predicted model, not a curated record.